AUGGGUGCUUACAACAACGACGGCGUUUUGUCGCCGAUAUACAGUCUCGGUUCCUCCCACGACGUCAGAAUCUCCAAGCACGUCCACGACAAUGUCCAUGGCAACAUUUACCUUGAUCCGCUCUCUUUGAAGUUCAUCGAUACCGAGGAGUUUCAGAGGCUUCGUGAACUCAAACAACUGGGAGUUACGCACAUGGUUUAUCCAGGGGGAGUACAUUCCAGAUUCGAGCAUUCACUUGGUGUCUAUUGGCUUGCUGGUGAAGCUGUUCAGAAGCUAAAAAAUUAUCAGGGCUCGGAUCUUGAUAUUGACCGCUUUGAUCUCCAGACCGUAAAAAUUGCAGGACUUUUGCAUGAUGUUGGCCAUGGGCCUUUCAGUCACUUGUUUGAACGCGAGUUUCUUCCCCAAGUUCGGAGUGGUUUCCAUUGGUCUCACGAGGAUAUGUCAGUGAAGAUGGUUGAGCACAUUGUUAAUCAGCAUCAUAUUGAUAUUGACCCUCAGAUGAUUAAAAGAGUUAAGGAGAUGAUACUGGCCAGCUCUGAAUUUGCAAUGCCAAGAAGCUCAAGGGAGAAGCGUUUUCUGUAUGAAAUUGUUGCAAAUGGCCGUAAUGGAAUUGAUGUGGACAAGUUUGAUUAUAUUGUCCGUGACUGCCGCGCUUGUGGGCUGGGAUGUAACUUUGAGUUUCAAAGAUUAAUGGAGACAAUGCGGGUUAUGGAUGAUGAGAUCUGCUAUCGGGCCAAAGAUUAUCUCACUGUCCACAAGUUAUUUGCUACUCGAGCUGAUUUGUAUCGAACAGUUUAUACACAUCCAAAAGUAAAGGCCAUAGAGCUUAUGGUGGUUGAUGCCCUGGUGAAAGCAAACAAUUAUCUAGACAUUGCCUCUCACAUUGAGGAUCCCUCUCAAUACUGGAAGUUAGAUGACACCAUCAUUAGAACUAUUGAGACAGCUCCAAACGAAGAACUAAAGGAAGCUAGGGACUUAAUCCUGCGGAUUAGGAGGAGAAAUCUUUAUCAGUUCUGCAAUGAGUAUGCUGUACCCAAGGAUAAAAUGGAAAAUUUCAAAAAUGUCACCGCUCAAGAUAUUGUUUGUUCUCAGAAAAGUGGAGUGACAUUGAAAGAGGAGGAUGUUGCUGUUUGCAACGUCAGGAUUGAUUUGACUCGUGGGAGACAUAGUCCUCUUGAAAGUAUCAACUUUUUCCAGGAUUAUGACAGUGAGGAGAAAUUCACUAUACGUGAGGACCACAUUAGUCACUUGCUGCCUACAUCAUAUCAAGAUAUGAUAGUGAGGGUCUACUCCAAAAAGCCUGAGCUGGUUGGAGCAAUUUCUGAGGCUUUUGAGAACUUUCAGUUAAAAACAUAUGGGGUCAAGGCACAAGUACACGCAACACCAGAGAAAAAGAAACGUCGUAUCUUAUCAUGA
This is a messenger RNA of Prunus armeniaca (apricot), 1416 nucleotides long. NCBI's taxonomy places the organism in Eukaryota, Viridiplantae, Streptophyta, Magnoliopsida, Rosales, Rosaceae. The record is from the annotation of a GenBank genome assembly.